Manduca sexta (tobacco hornworm) is the source of this 1137-nucleotide messenger RNA. Its product is annotated as histone H2B-like. Gene Ontology annotation, molecular function: structural constituent of chromatin; DNA binding; protein heterodimerization activity. The record is from RefSeq and is a predicted model, not a curated record. Gene Ontology annotation, cellular component: nucleosome. Lineage: Eukaryota; Metazoa; Arthropoda; Insecta; Lepidoptera; Sphingidae.
ACCAAAUGAAUACAAUUAUUAUUAUUAUUAUUAUUACUUACGUACUUACUCCCGCCGCAUCACCGUGCCGUCGCGCAGCGCAUUUUCCUCUGACGCACUCUGCUGUGAUUGGCCGUUGGAUGGACGUGAACGUGGCUCACCCGUUGAACGUUCUGCGCGCGAAAGUAUUAUAUUUUUUAAUACCAAAAAUUUUAUCGCGCAUUCACAUUGCGAUUGAGGUAUAUCGCGGUCGUUACUGCAUUCAAUUAAAUCAACUUCAUUUAACAAAAACACAAUAUGCCACCCAAGACCAGCGGCAAGGCUGCCAAGAAAUCUGGCAAGGCGCAGAAGAACAUCUCUAAGACUGACAAGAAGAAGAAGCACAAGAGGAAGGAGAGUUACGCAAUUUACAUUUACAAAGUGCUCAAGCAGGUCCAUCCUGACACCGGAAUAUCCAGCAAGGCGAUGUCGAUAAUGAACUCGUUUGUGAAUGACAUUUUCGAACGCAUCGCUGCGGAAGCAUCUCGUCUGGCGCAUUACAACAAGCGCUCCACCAUCACAUCCAGGGAGGUGCAAACAUCUGUACGUCUCCUUCUGCCAGGCGAGCUGGCAAAGCACGCAGUCAGUGAGGGUACCAAAGCUGUCACCAAGUACACCAGUUCAAAGUGAGAGCUACUAGCUAGAUAGUAAUGUAAAAUCGGUGGUGUGUGUGUGUAUGUACGUAAACGCACGCAUGCACGCAACCCGAACAUACAUACAACUUAUGUCAUCCAAAAGGCCCUUUUCAGGGCCACAAUAUAUUUCAUGAAAUCACAGUUCAAACGCUCGCACGCACGCGCACGCACGCACGCACGAAGAUUAAGUUAAGUUAUUAUUAUAAUUUAAUUUGAUCCGAUGUUGUGUGCGUACGAUGUGUGAUGUUUUUGUGAGUGUGUGUGUAAUGUGUAUUGUUGUUUCUUUAAGGCAUCUCGUCACAAAAAAAAAAAUAAAUAAAAAAAAAAUAAUAAUAUAAAUAUAAUAAUUUAUAAUAAGUAAUAAAAUAAUACAAAAUUCAUUGUAAUAAUUCUCAACUGCUCUCAAGUGCUGAAUAAUAGUAGGUGAACCCUAGAGAGCACGUGGAGUUUUAAAAUAAAAUUUAAUAUGUGAGUAAUAGGUACA